This is a messenger RNA of Nestor notabilis (Kea), 4061 nucleotides long. RefSeq names its product slit homolog 2 (Drosophila) (gene SLIT2). Gene Ontology annotation, molecular function: calcium ion binding; Roundabout binding; heparin binding. Gene Ontology annotation, biological process: negative regulation of cell growth; retinal ganglion cell axon guidance; negative chemotaxis. Lineage: Eukaryota; Metazoa; Chordata; Aves; Psittaciformes; Psittacidae. The transcript has 17 exons. The annotation marks the transcript as partial. The record is from RefSeq and is a predicted model, not a curated record.
GUGCUGAUAAGAGUCUGGUGACGGUACCUGUUAACUCUAAGGAUAACAAGCCUGUUAUUGAGAAUUAUUAUCAUGGAGGAAGAAGCAAGCAAUGUAAUACAGGAGCUGUAAACCUACAGAAAAAACACUACUUUCCUAGUGAAGGUUAUUUGGAUGGAAAUCAGUUUACCCUUGUUCCAAAAGAGCUUUCCUACUACAAGCAUUUGACACUCAUAGAUUUAAGUAACAACAGAAUCAGCACUCUUUCUAAUCAGAGCUUCAGCAACAUGACUCAGCUGCUCACCUUAAUUCUGAGUUACAACCGUCUGAGGUGUAUCCCUGCACGGACUUUUGAUGGGUUGAAAUCACUUAGGUUGUUGUCUUUACAUGGCAAUGAUAUUUCUGUUGUUCCUGAAGGAGCUUUUAAUGAUCUUUCAGCAUUAUCACACCUGGCUAUUGGAGCAAAUCCUCUUUAUUGUGACUGUAACAUGCAAUGGCUAUCUGACUGGGUAAAAUCGGAAUACAAAGAGCCUGGUAUUGCACGUUGUGCUGGUCCUGGAGAAAUGGCAGAUAAACUUCUUCUCACAACUCCUUCUAAAAAAUUCACUUGCCAAGGGCCUGUGGAUGUUAAUAUUCUUGCUAAGUGUAACCCCUGUUUAUCAAAUCCAUGUAAAAAUGAUGGAACCUGCAACAAUGAUCCAGUUGACUUCUAUAGAUGUACUUGCCCAUAUGGUUUCAAGGGUCAAGACUGUGAUAUUCCCAUUCAUGCUUGCAUUAGUAACCCAUGCCAUCACGGCGGAACUUGUCAUUUGAAAGAAGGAGAAAAAGAAGGUUUCUGGUGCACUUGUGCAGAUGGAUUCGAAGGUGAAAACUGUGAAGUAAAUGUUGAUGACUGUGAAGACAAUGACUGUGAAAAUAAUUCUACUUGCAUGGAUGGAAUUAAUAACUAUACUUGCCUUUGUCCACCGGAAUAUACAGGUGAGCUCUGUGAGGAGAAAUUAGAUUUCUGUGCUCAAAACCUGAAUCCUUGCCAGCACGACUCAAAGUGUAUUUUGACACCCAAAGGAUACAAAUGUGAUUGCACACCUGGAUAUGUAGGUGAGCAUUGUGAUAUUGACUUUGAUGACUGCCAGGACAACAAAUGUAAAAAUGGAGCACAGUGUACUGAUGCAGUUAAUGGGUAUACAUGUAUUUGCCCAGAAGGAUACAGUGGCUUGUUUUGUGAGUUUUCACCACCAAUGGUUCUACCUCGCACCAGCCCUUGCGAUAAUUAUGAAUGUCAAAAUGGAGCCCAGUGUAUCAUAAAAGAGAGUGAACCAAUCUGUCAGUGUUUAUCAGGCUACCAGGGCGAGAAAUGUGAAAAGCUGAUCAGUAUAAACUUCAUCAACAAAGAAUCCUAUCUACAAAUCCCAUCAGCAAAGAUACGCCCCCAAACCAAUAUCACUCUACAGAUUGCCACAGAUGAAGACAGUGGGAUCCUGCUCUACAAAGGCGAUAAAGAUCACAUAGCAGUAGAGCUGUACCGGGGUAGAGUGAGGGUCAGUUAUGACACAGGAUCUUACCCAGCCUCUGCUAUUUACAGUGUGGAAACAAUUAAUGAUGGCAAUUUCCACAUUGUGGAGCUGCUAGCUAUGGAUCAGAUUCUGUCUUUAUCUAUUGAUGGAGGAAGCCCCAAGAUAAUUACCAAUUUGUCCAAGCAGUCCACUCUGAAUUUUGAUUCUCCGCUGUAUGUAGGAGGCAUGCCUGUGAAAAAUAACAUAGCAGCUUUACGCCAGUCUCCAGGACAGAAUGGCACCAGCUUCCAUGGUUGCAUCCGUAAUCUAUAUAUCAACAGCGAGCUCCAGGACUUCAGAAAUGUGCCACUGCAAGUGGGAAUUCUGCCAGGUUGCGAGCCUUGUCACAAGAAAGUUUGUGUGCAUGGAACAUGCCAUGCUACCAGCCAGUCAGGCUUUUCCUGUGAGUGCGAAGGUGGAUGGACUGGACCCCUCUGUGACCAACAAACUAAUGACCCAUGUCUUGGAAACAAAUGUGUGCAUGGUACCUGCUUGCCGAUCAAUGCAUUUUCAUACAGUUGUAAAUGCCUGCAGGGACAUGGGGGAGUCCUCUGUGAUGAAGAAGAAAUGCUGUUUAACCCCUGCCAAUCCGUCAGGUGUAAACAUGGCAAAUGCAGGCUUUCAGGACUUGGGAAACCAUAUUGCGAAUGCGGCAGCGGGUACACGGGGGACAGCUGUGAUAAAGAAAUCUCUUGUCGAGGGGAACGAAUCCGAGAUUACUACCAAAAGCAGCAAGGGUAUGCUGCGUGCCAGACGACCAAGAAGGUAUCGAGACUAGAAUGUAAAGGCGGAUGUUCAACCGGGCAGUGCUGUGGACCACUAAGGAGCAAGAGACGGAAAUACUCUUUUGAAUGCACUGACGGGUCAUCAUUUGUGGACGAGGUUGAAAAAGUGGUGAAGUGUGGCUGUACAAAUUGUCCCUCCUAAGUGUCCAUGUCACACUUGUCUUUUGCAAAUGUUGUAUACUUAUUGACCGUGUCGGACUAAUUAAUGCUUCAUAGUGGAAAUAUUUGAAAUAUAUUGUAAAAUACAGAACAGACUUAUUUUUAUUAUGAGAAUAAAGACUUUUUCUUCAUUUGAAAAGAUUCAAGUGCUUGAACUGAGACUUCUCAAAACCAAGAGGAGCUUUGAAGAAAAAAAAAAUAAAGACCUGUUAACAUUGCAAGAGAGAUGGGAAACUUUAACUGCUUUUAACAUGGAUUCCUCUUUAUAACAUGCUGAAGAUACACUGACACUAUACACAGGUGACUUUCAGCUUAACAGCUCAGAGAUGAAAUACUGACCAGAACGUGAGGCUUGUUUUUUCACUUUCGUAUCAGUAUAUUUUAUUGUCUUGACAGACCAUAAUCACUUAUGUAUGGAUGAGGAAGCAUUAUGAGCGAAAAGAAUCAGAUUAUACAGAAAUAACAAUUGUAUGAAAUACAUUUUAUCUUUUGGAAUUCUUAAGCAUCUUGAGAAGAUGGGGUCCCAUUUAAUGAAUGGGAAACAGGAGAUGCGAGAAUAUACUAUAAUCCUGAAAUCUCCUGAUGAUGUAUGCUUUUAUGUCAGCAUGUUAGCAAAAGAAACAAAGAAAGUGUUUAUCUGCCCUUUUCCAGUAUUAAUUUUUUGUAAUAUAAAUGUUUGGAGGAUGAUAAAAAUAGAUUAUUGAUGGAUAAAUUAGUAAUAAUAUGGAUUUCUGUUUCUAUGAGUUCUAAACAACUCUAUACAGUAUUCGGUUUCAUUGAGAAAUAUUUAUUGUAUCAAAGUACAUUGUACUUAACCCUUUUAGGCCAUCCCUUUUACUGUUUUUCAAUGCUUUAAUAUAUAUUAAUUUAUAUUUGUCCCAGUAUUUUUGUAAUUUUUUUUAAAGGACUUAAAAAUCAGGAUUUUUUGCAAUAGAACUAACGUAGCAUGUCGUCUUGGGGUAAAUGUUUUCAGUCUGGUUUUUCCCUCUCCUUCCCCUUCCCUUUUUCUUUCCCUUAGAAUCUGACCAUUUGGUGUCACUGAAUCUGAAAGUGAUGACAAUCUGCAGUUUUCACGUACAUCAGAUAUUCAGGACACCUUCCAAGAACCCGUAAUGUAUGACAGAAAAUACCUGUACACUAGGUGGCAAUUGUAGAGAAGUUAACUUUCCCUAUAUACAGUACUUACAGAAAAUAAGAUGGCGUGUAGAAAAUUACAUUAGAGGGUAGAUCUUUUUAAAUUAAUAUUCCCAUGGAGCUCUUUACCUUUUUAUAAAAAAGAAAAAAAGGCUGUGCUAUCAAGAACUGUGACUUUCCCCAAAUAAUAAAACUACUUUACUGCCCUAAUGUUCCCCAUGUUAACAUGUUGCUGCUAAAUUAUAAUGUAGAGUUGGUAAUCGGUAGUGGGUUGUGUUCUUCUUUCAGUAAAACCCAGGGUACCCUGUAAAAAUGCAGAUGUUUUUUCAAUUUUAUUUUAUUAUUUUUUUUACAAAAAAGUUAGAUGUACAUGUGUAAUGCAGUGUGCUUUGUCUUAUUUGGACUGAUAUCAGUAAUGCUACUGAUGUUUGUAAAUUAAACAGAUAUUUAC